Messenger RNA from Salvia splendens (bonfire salvia), 543 nucleotides. RefSeq names its product zinc finger protein 6. The coding region runs from base 1 to 543 and encodes 180 amino acids. The record is from RefSeq and is a predicted model, not a curated record. The transcript has a single exon. Lineage: Eukaryota; Viridiplantae; Streptophyta; Magnoliopsida; Lamiales; Lamiaceae. Gene Ontology annotation, biological process: gibberellic acid mediated signaling pathway; trichome morphogenesis; trichome differentiation. Gene Ontology annotation, cellular component: nucleus. Gene Ontology annotation, molecular function: transcription cis-regulatory region binding; DNA-binding transcription factor activity.
AUGGAUGAGCAUUCAUCAUCUACAUGUGACCAUGAUCACCAAGAUUAUGCACAUGCACCACCAUCCGUGAUGAAGAUCUUCGGAUUCUCGCUGCGAAAUGACCAAAAUGCCCCCGCCCAUCAGCCGCCGCCGCUAGACCUAGAGAGCAAGAGGUUUGAGUGCCAGCAUUGCCACAGGAAAUUUGCCAACUCACAGGCAUUGGGUGGCCACCAGAAUGCGCACAAGAAGGAGAGGCAACGGGCGAAGAGGGCCCACUUCUUCGCGGACCACCGGCGCAUGGGGGCAGCCGCAGUGCACCUGAUCGGGCCCCACGGAGCCCGGUCUGGCGGCGGGGGUGGGCGGCUACUGCUCCCAUCACAUGAUGGGCAUCAGCCGCCGAUUGUACCUCGCGUUUUGUCAGGGGUACCCCUGAGGUACCAUGGUGGUGUCCACGUGGCCCAACCGCAUCAGACUGGAUAUGCCAGCAGGGGUGAGGUGGGGCAACAAAGACAUGGGCUGAUGACAGAUGGCAGCGAGGGAUUGGAUGUUGAUCUACAUCUGUGA